Messenger RNA from Rhodamnia argentea, 424 nucleotides. RefSeq lists its product as uncharacterized. The transcript is spliced from 3 exons. The record is from RefSeq and is a predicted model, not a curated record. The coding region runs from base 86 to 316 and encodes 76 amino acids. NCBI's taxonomy places the organism in Eukaryota, Viridiplantae, Streptophyta, Magnoliopsida, Myrtales, Myrtaceae.
AGGAGAAGAAGGUUCGUGCCCAUAUCACAGGCGCAGGUAAAUCAUCGCUGACGGCAAAGACUCGGAGGCGGAGAGAGAGAGAGAGAUGGGUUGGUGCGCGUGCUUCGACGGAGGGAACAAGCAGCGGCGGAGAGAGGAAGACCGGUUGGCCUCCGCCGAAGCCCGCGCUAGAGCUGCCGAAGCCGCCCAGAAGAGGCAAGAAGAAUUCGAGAAGUCGGCCGCGGGAAGAGCUGCACGUGCGCAGUUACAGGCGAUGAAUAAACAAUCUGCAGCUCCUGAUAAAGGCGAACCAGUUUUAAAGUGGUCGAUGGGCUGAGGUGCCAUUUUCGCUGUCCGGAUUGUGGCCAGUUUAUGUGAGUUUACUGAUCCUCUUCCAGUUCUGGUCUUUUUCCUCCAGCUUUUGGUUCGAUAUUAUUAUAAUCGU